Messenger RNA from Aplosporella prunicola CBS 121167, 2216 nucleotides. RefSeq lists its product as uncharacterized. The transcript is spliced from 2 exons. The coding region runs from base 301 to 2034 and encodes 577 amino acids. NCBI's taxonomy places the organism in Eukaryota, Fungi, Ascomycota, Dothideomycetes, Botryosphaeriales, Aplosporellaceae. Gene Ontology annotation, biological process: inositol phosphate biosynthetic process. Gene Ontology annotation, molecular function: inositol-1,3,4,5,6-pentakisphosphate 2-kinase activity; ATP binding. The record is from RefSeq and is a predicted model, not a curated record. Gene Ontology annotation, cellular component: nucleus.
ACCAAGGUCGAGCCGGCCGAGUGCAUUGAGUACUUUAGGCCGCAGUCGCGGAGGAAGCGUUGGACGUGGGCAACCUCGUGUGAGACGGAGGCGGAGGCGGUUCCAAUUGGGACUAGACAAAAGUCGGCGACGCAGGCCGGGGGGGUGUCGAUGGUCAUGGUGGUGGUACAGUAAUGAGGCUCAUCACCCGCAAAAACAAACAAAGAAGUGGACACGAGGGGGCUGAUCAGGCGGGUACGUAGGGCUGGAAGCUGGGAUUGUUGGGUCCCACGGGUCCUAGCGCGGGGCAGAGAGCGCCAUAUGUUACACACGUCAAGUAAGAGCCAGCGCGCCCGCCAGCCUCGUCCUUUUCUCAUCACCCGACCGGCAAGUCUGUCACUGCUCACAUUCCAUCGUUGGCUUAAGGUUGCGCCUUCCCGCUACCGCGCAGCUGCUAGAAGUAUUGCAAUCAGCGAACCGCCCGCCAGCCUACGCAAUGAACAUCUCUCCCCCACACCAUCACUACCGCUUUCCAACAAACUUCCGUCGACGCAAGCCAUGGUGAUCACAGCAUACAUCCAACGGCAUCCGCCUUGCAUGUCGACCAUUAUCUACCCGCAUUCCUUGACUCCCACCGAGAUCGAGCUGGAGUUCCGCAACGAGGGCAAUGCAAACGUCGUCUUCCGCAUCUCGCCCUCGACCCCCAACGACAGCCCCCACGCCCAGCAGCGCCGCCUCGAGAAGAUCCUCUCGCCCAAGACGGUCAAGGAACUCGGCCUGUAUCCUGACGGCGAGGAUCGCCCCAUUACACUGGACGCCUUGCUCGAGCCCGACUGGCGCCACAGCAACCAGCCCGAGCAGCAGCGCGCCUACAACCGCGAGACGGCCGAGAAGCUGGCCAAAUAUCUGGCUCGCUAUGCCGAAAACGGCCACAACGACCCCGGCAAAACUGGUUCCUUGGCGGCCAUGGAAGCUGUGGGUCUCCUUACCUUCCCUCACCGGCCGACCCUGCUUCGCCUCAAAAAGGACGUGCCGUUUUACGAGGACAGCAGCACCACGUACAACUACUACAUGAACACCAUUCGAGACUACAUCCCGGCCAGGCACCUCGUGCACCAGCACCUCAUCCGCCUGAGCCCGGGCCUCAUUGAGAAAUGCAACGCCGAAAUCAAGAUCCAAGAAAAGCAAGGCAAGCGCGCCUCCAGCCGCCUGAACACGUACAUCCACCCGGUAGAUGCCUCCGCCAUGAUCAUCCGCGACAUGACGAGCUACGACGCGUCGCAGAGCGUGACGAUUGAAUUCAAGCCAAAAUGGCUCUGGCAGUCGCCCACGGCUCCCAAGGGCGCGAGGCGCUGCCGUACUUGCGCGAUCCGGGCGCAACGGAACAGCCUCAAAGCCACCAAAAGCCAAGGCAACGAUGCGAAGGGGACAGAAAAAGGAAAGGAAACGCACGGGCAGACCCGCACGGAUCGUCGCGCUCUCUGUCCUUUGGCCCUCGCGACUGGCAACAAGGACCUUGUUAGACAGGUAAUCGAGAGGCUGGUGGACGACAAGGAUAAUUACAUUGGCCAGGUGCCACAAUGGUUGGCUCGCAAGCCUUCGCUGGCCGUUCCGCGAACCAUCACCAAGAAACCCUCAUUCUCCGAGAUCGUCGCCAGGGGUCUCCCCGGCACCCGCGAAGCCCUGGUCGAGCGGCUAUUGAAACAUUUUACUGCAGGCGGUGAGGGUCACCGCGUGCUCGAAGGCCUGCAAAACCUGCAACGCGCAUUCGACCCGCAGGGCAUCCUCGAGCACGAGCCGACGGAGGAAUUUCUCCUCGCCAUGACGCUCCGCGACUGCAGCCUCUACGUGCAGGUGCACUGGUCCGAGGAUGGGACCAUCGAGUCGCGCCUGGGCGAUCUGGACCCAAAGGUCGCAAAGGGAGGGAAGCUCGAGCAGUGGCGCGAGACGGAGCGCACGCUGAUCAAGGAGAACUGGUACUGCGGCGAGGACAAGACGUGUCUUCUGAGCAGGCACAGACAAGCUCCGCCCACCAGUGCGUCUCAGCGUCGCUGACUCUGAGUGGUGUAGUUCUUCGGACCCCGACGUUGGGGGUUUUGCGACUGCUGGGUUCGAGCGGCAGCUGGCGACGAUCGCGCCGCUGAAGCUGCAUAAAACGAAUGCCGCAUUUCCAGGGCCAGACCUCGAGACCGGCCACGAGAAGGCCUUGCCUCGCUUCGAAGGCACCACUGUCAAUG